Molecule: messenger RNA, 5165 nt
Organism: Grammomys surdaster
Lineage: Eukaryota; Metazoa; Chordata; Mammalia; Rodentia; Muridae
Product: leukocyte receptor cluster member 8 homolog
Exons: 15
Coding region: 184-2667 (827 amino acids)
Cellular component (GO): nucleus
Source: RefSeq, a predicted model, not a curated record
AGCGUCAUCACGCCGCGGUCGGGACGUUCGAGCCCCAGAGUAGAACCAGCCGGUGACUGAGCGCUGUCUUGGUUGUCUUGUAGCUGCCUUGGGCCACCGGUAACGAAUCCCGGGAGCGAGCGGUCGGAACAUUGAAAAAGCAGUCUGGCUCCCGAGGUCUACUCCCUACACCCCAAGGUCCAGAUGGCGGCCAACGUGGGUGAUCAGCGUGCUGCAGACUGGUCUUCUCAGUACAGCAUGGUGACUGGGGCCAGCAGAGAGAAUGGCAUGGAGACUCCUAUGCACGAGAACCCAGAGUGGGAGAAGGCCCGCCAAGCCCUGGCCAGCAUCAGCAAAGCAGGGGCUGCCAGCAGUUCCAAAGCCAGCAGCAGUGGGCCUGUGGCCAGUGCACAAUAUGUCUCUCAGGCAGAAGCCUCAGCUUUGCAGCAGCAGCAGCAACAGUACUACCAGUGGUACCAGCAGUACAACUAUGCCUAUCCGUACAGCUACUACUACCCCAUGAGCAUGUACCAGAGCUAUGGCUCCCCCUCCCAGUAUGGGAUGGCCAGCUCCUACGGCUCAGCUACAGCCCAGCAGCCAUCGGCUCCCCAGCACCAAGGGACUCUGAACCAGCCUCCAGUCCCUGGCAUGGAUGAGAGUAUGGCCUACCAGGCUUCCCCUCAGCAGCUACCUGCAGCCCAGCCCCCUCAGCCCUCAAACCCACAACAUGGGACACAUAGUUUAAGCAACGGCCCUCAGCCUGGAACAGCCCCGACCGCUCAGCACAGUCAGGCAGGGGCUCCUCCUACAGGGCAGGCAUAUGGGCCACACAGCUACAAUGAGCCUGCCAAACCUAAGAAGGGUCAGCAGUUAUGGACCCGCAUGAAACCAGCUCCUGGUACUGGAGGGCUAAAAUUUAACAUCCAGAAGCGGCCCUUUGCAGUCACCAACCAGAGCUUCAGCUCCAAUUCAGAGGGUCAACACAGCAGCUUUGGUCCCCAGCCCAACUCCGAAAAAGCGCAGAACCACAGUGGGCCUUCUGGCCGGGGAAACCUGUCUGGGAAGCCGGAUGAUUGGCCUCAGGAUAUGAAGGAAUAUGUGGAACGGUGCUUUACCGCCUGCGAGUCAGAAGAGGACAAGGACCGAACAGAGAAACUUCUCAAGGAGGUGCUACAGGCCCGGCUCCAGGAUGGCUCUGCCUACACCAUCGACUGGAGCCGAGAGCCUCUGCCUGGGCUGACCAGGGAGCCUGUGGCUGAGAGCCCCAAGAAGAAGCGGUGGGAGGCCCCUAGCAGCCUUCACCCUUCCAGGGGGGCAGGCUCGGUGACCAGGGGCGGGGGUGCCCAAUCCCAGCGAGGGACACCUGGGGCUGGGGUUGCUGGCCGAGCUCGGGGUAGCAGCUUCACCAAGUUCGGCAACCGCAACGUCUUCAUGAAGGAUAACAGCUCUUCCUCCAGCACCGAUUCGCGCUCCCGCUCCUCGUCCAGGUCUCCUACCCGACACUUUCGGAGAAGUGACUCCCACUCAGACUCUGACAGCUCCUACUCAGGGAAUGAGUGCCACCCUGUAGGCCGCAGGAACCCACCCCACAAGGGUCGGGGUGGUCGUGGGGCCCACAUGGAUCGAGGUCGAGGCAGAGCGCAGCGUGGAAAGAGACAUGACCUAGGUCCCACCAAACGCAGCCGCAAGAAGAUGGCAGCACUGGAGUGUGAGGAUCCAGAGCGUGAGCUUAAGAAGCAAAAGAGGGCAGCCCGCUUCCAACAUGGGCAUUCACGUCGCCUGCGCCUUGAACCUUUGGUGCUACAGAUGAGUAACCUGGAAAGUAGUGGAGCUGACCCUGACUGGCAGGAGCUGCAGAUUGUGGGUACCUGUCCUGACAUUACAAAGCACUAUCUGCGGCUCACCUGCGCCCCAGACCCAUCAACUGUGCGACCUGUGGCUGUUUUGAAGAAGUCUCUGUGCAUGGUCAAGUCCCACUGGAAGGAGAAGCAGGACUACGCCUUUGCCUGUGAGCAGAUGAAGUCCAUUCGGCAGGACCUGACAGUGCAAGGCAUCCGGACGGAGUUCACUGUGGAGGUGUAUGAGACCCAUGCCCGCAUUGCCUUGGAGAAGGGUGACCAUGAAGAAUUCAACCAGUGUCAGACACAGCUUAAGUCACUGUAUGCGGAAAACUUAGCAGGCAACGUGGGUGAAUUUACAGCGUACCGAAUCCUCUACUACAUCUUCACCAAGAACUCUGGAGACAUCACUACGGAACUGGCAUAUCUCACGAGGGAGAUGAAGGCAGAUCCCUGCGUGUCCCAUGCACUGGCACUGAGGGCAGCCUGGGCCCUCGGCAACUACCACCGCUUCUUCAGGCUCUAUUGCCAUGCACCUUGCAUGUCUGGCUACCUUGUGGACAAGUUUGCAGACCGGGAGCGCAAGGCCGCCCUCAAGGCCAUGAUCAAAACGUAUGUGGCACUGCACUCUGCUGCCUUCUGUGCUGUGGCUCUGCCAUGUCCCCUCCACAUCCUGGUCAGCCUUCAGCUCCCCCGCUGGAGUCCCCUCCCAGUCCCCUGUUCAUACCCCUGGCCCUCACUGCUUUCCUCCUCGGCCACCUUCAGUUCCAGGUUGUCUCCCACUGUUCUGACCUCACUGCUCCUGGUCUCCUGUCCUUUCCUUCCUUCCCUGCACUCCUUUUCUGUUUAAGUCAGUUUGGAACCUGGCUCAUCUUCCCCGUUUUCAGGGCCUUUGCCUGCAGCUAUGUGCUGCUCAUGUUGCUGACAUUAGAAAGGGUGACAGGGCUCACAUUGCUAGCAGUCUCUCGAGAUAAGACCUUGUGCCCGUUCCAUUUUUGACUAUCAGAGUUCUGUCUUGGAUUGGGGAGCUGCGGCACAGAGGGUGGUGUUGCAAGGACCCUGGCUAUCAGACCGCAUGAGGCUUGCUGUGUGAGCAAGAGAUUCCCAACACCACCACAACCCUUUGCUUGUGGAUGCUGUUGCUGCCAUCUAGUGGUAGUGAGUAUAGACCAGGGAUGCUGUGCAACAAAAGGCUCCACAGCAGUGCCUGCUGCCAGUCCUGUCUGGAUUGAAAAACCCUGGUCAAGAGCCUUGAAUGUCAGGCUAGGCACCAGUGCUUUGUCAUUAGUGGUUCCAUUACACUGGGAGUUGCAACCUAUGGGUCAAGAAACGUGUUCUAGAAUUUUGUAAGUCAGUCCAACUCAAGGGAGGAAGGGCUGUGACUCCAGAUUUGACUAGCUGAAAUUCUGAAUGGACAUCAGGCUACUGUGCCUUUUGUAAUCCAGUAAGCCACCUCAUGGGCAGCUUUCAAGCUCUGGCCUGUGUGGCCCUCAUUCUCACAGCACCCUUCCUAUGAAUUUAGCACCGCAGACAAAUCCCUCAGAUAGCAGACUUGUUCCUGCCAUAGCCUGAGGCAGACAAGGGAACCCAUAGGAUGCCUGUGUUCCUGAUACUUGGUGAGGCUUUCUAAGUGGUUAAAGGGUUUUGGUGGCCAUCAGGAGAGGGUCCUCAGAAUUAGCAGGACAUGAACACUAUAGGGCAUCUUAGUAGCAACCAGAAGGCACUGCUGAGUGUAACACUCUGUGCAAACAUCCUGGGGGGGAGGGGCACCAUUGUCCCUACCCUCUGAGUCCAUGUACCACUUACUCUGUCUGGCUCCAGCUCCUCAGUCGCAGAGGAGCCAAGCUGGGCCCUUUCCCUCCUGCCCCCUCCUUCCUGAACAGGUAAGUGUGGGCAAGGGGGGGCACACCUGGGCACUGGGGCUACCAACCCCAUCCCUUGCCCCCCCAAGCCCCUGAAAAUGGGGAGGUUGGGAGGGGCUGCAGAAGCCAGCAGGUUCCUUGCUGAGGAAAAUGCAAGCCCAGGUGGGGAGCCUUGCUCCCUGCUCUCGGGCCUUCCCUUGUCUGCUUGCCUCAUCAUUUUCUCCUCUUGUCUCCAUAGCUUCCGCCCUGCGCUGCCCGUCUCCUACCUGCAGGCCGAGUUGGCCUUCGAGGGCGAGGCCGCCUGCCGGGCCUUCCUAGAGCCCUUGGGCCUGUCCUACACGGGCCCGGACAACUCCAGCGUGGACUGCCGCCUCAGCCUGGCGCAGCUGCCAGCCUUCUGAGCACCCAUCGAGCAUGGGCGGGGGCAGGGCUGUGGCCCAGCGCCGCCUUUUCAAAUUUUGUUUUUGAGCCAUGGACAUGGGUUGUAAAAAUUUGUGGGGAGUAGGCUCCAGGAAGAGCCAGCAUCCCUACCCCCGUUUCCCACCGGGGACCUGUACAGAGAUUUUUCUACGUUUUUAUUUUUUGUCUCAGAGGGGAUAAUUGGGAGUAUAGAGUGGAGCAGGGUGGGGUGGGGGCUACAGGUUCUGUGUCCACCUCUCACCUCCACUAAUGCUGUCUCAGUGUUUUUUCUCUCUCUCUCUCGAGCUCGUACUCCAGCACCUGACUCUGCGUGCUGGCCCAUCCCAUGCUGGGGGGCCAGCAGAAAGAAGACAGGCUGUCCAGCCCGCACCCGCCUGCAGCGGGGCACCAGCCAGCCACACCCAUUGCCUCGUCUGCCUCGUCAUAGACUCUUGCUGCCCAGCCAUUGGGGCCUCAGUGUUUGGGGUGAGGGAAGCCACUUAAAGACUAUGCCCCACCUUCAGCUCCUCACCCCAGAAAUGCCAGCCAGCACCACCGACACAACCAGACCAGCGCCACACCGCACUGAGGACUCCAAGGCCUUCGCGGGACCAUGCCGGCCGGGCUGUCUCGUCUUAUUCAAGUUGUAUUAAGUUGUCUCCGUGUCCCUUCCCCCCUCUGCCCCAAUGUUUCUUCUGAUUUUUUUUUUCUUUCCCUCCCUCCUCUUCCUCUUCCCUUCCUACUCCCUGGUUCAACACAGGUAAAAUGGUUACCCUCCCUUCUUUCCUCCCCUCUGCCUUCAUGGAUCACCAGCUCACGUCAUGUUUCCUUCUCUUUUCUCUGUGUGUGUGUUUAAGUUACUUUUCUUCCUUCUCCCCUUUUCUUUUUACCCCCCUCCCUUCUGCCAUGUAACUGGAGGAUGUGCUAUGAGGUUGCAAACAGCUGGACUGUCAGGCUGCUUUUUUUCCAGAUGCCUCCCUGCCUCCCCUCCCUACCUCUCCCUUCCCCUUCCUUCAUUCUCCUUGAGCAUUGAGUACAGUACAUUUUGGAAGCUUGAAACCAAAAUUAAAGAGAGAGAGAGCGAGAA